Molecule: messenger RNA, 2830 nt
Organism: Larimichthys crocea (large yellow croaker)
Lineage: Eukaryota; Metazoa; Chordata; Actinopteri; Sciaenidae
Gene: p4ha1b
Product: prolyl 4-hydroxylase, alpha polypeptide I b
Exons: 15
Coding region: 348-1991 (547 amino acids)
Biological process (GO): peptidyl-proline hydroxylation to 4-hydroxy-L-proline
Cellular component (GO): endoplasmic reticulum
Molecular function (GO): protein binding; iron ion binding; procollagen-proline 4-dioxygenase activity
Source: RefSeq, a predicted model, not a curated record
AUCCAUGACUUUCUGCACGGGUCAAGUCAAACCCAGACACCUCCCCUAAAAAAAAGUAAUUUACAAACGACAACCCCUCAAAGUCUCUGGCAGCAGCAGGAGGAGUUGCAUUGCACGCAUGUGAGGAUCUGCACGUAGCAUUCAGACUCAGGCUCUUAAGAAAACCAGCCCUAGCCACCAGAUGGCCAAGAGUACACCGAAAAAUCACAGAUAGGACGGAGGAGCACCACCACCACACUACACCACCACCGGACUUGACAUCCUCUUCUUGUACGAGCGUUCGUGACUGCAAGCCGAGGACAGGACUCAUACCCAGGCGAAGCGGGGGGGACACAUUCAGCUACUGGAUGCUCUCAUUAAGGAUGGAGCUACCGUGUUGGUGUUUAUUACUGCUGAGCUGCUUGCAGUCGCUCUCGGCCCACAAUGACUUCUUCACCUCCACAGGCCAGAUGACAGAUCUGUUAUACACAGAAAAAGACCUCGUCACCUCUCUAAAAGACUACAUCAGAGCAGAGGAGAACAAGCUCGAGCGCGUGAAACGGUGGGCUGAUAAGUUGGAUACAUUGUCAGCCGCAGCCACACAGGACCCCGAGGGCUUCCUGGGACACCCUGUCAAUGCCUUCAAACUGAUGAAGAGGCUGAACACUGAGUGGGGGGACCUGGAGAGCCUUGUACUCAGUGACACCACUGAUGGAUUCAUUUCCAACCUGACCAUCCAGAGACAGUACUUCCCCACAGAUGAGGACCAGACCGGGGCUGCUAAAGCUCUCCUACGGUUACAAGACACUUACAGACUAGAUGCUAACACCAUCUCUACAGGAGCCCUACCUGGAGUGAAACACAAGAGUCAAAUGACAGUGGAGGACUGUUAUGAGCUCGGGAAGAUCGCCUACUCCGAUGUCGACUACUACCACACAGAGCUGUGGAUGGCCCAGGCCCUGAAACAGCUUGAGGAGGGAGAGGAAUCCAGUAUAGAUAAGGUCACAGUGCUCGACUACCUGAGCUACGCCAUCUACCAGCAGGGGGAGAUAGAGCGAGCCCUGGUGCACACCAAGAAGCUGCUUGAACUGGACCCAGAGCAUCAACGCGCCAAGGGCAACCUGAAGUAUUUUGAGUUCCAGUUGGAGAAGCAGAGAAAGGCUGCGGAGGAAGAAAAAACGAAGGACGAAGGGGUAGCAGUAAAAAAAGAAAAGAAGACGAAAAAGGCAAAAAAGAACAUCUCCAACCAUGUGAUCCCGGAGAGGAAGAAGUACGAGAUGCUUUGUCGCGGGGAGGGCAUCAAAUUGACCCCCCGCAGGCAGAGUCGGCUGUUCUGCCGUUACUACGACAACAAUCACAACCCCAAGUAUGUGCUGUCACCCGUCAGGCAGCAAGAUGAGUGGGAUCGGCCAUACAUUGUCCGCUACCUUGACAUCAUCUCUGACCAAGAAAUGGAGAAGAUCAAACAGCUGGCAAAGCCACGAUUAAGGCGAGCCACGGUGCAUGACCCUCAAACUGGGAAACUUACCACGGCCCAAUACAGAGUCUCCAAGAGUGCUUGGCUCACUGGCUACGAAGAUCCAAUGAUCGACAAGAUCAACCAGAGGAUUGAAGAUCUCACAGGCCUGGAAAUGGACACUGCAGAAGAGCUGCAGGUUGCAAAUUAUGGCGUUGGAGGUCAAUACGAACCUCACUUUGACUUUGGAAGGAAAGAUGAGCCAGAUGCCUUUAAAGAGUUGGGCACUGGCAAUCGCAUAGCAACGUGGCUCUUCUAUAUGAGUGAUGUAGCAGCUGGUGGAGCCACAGUAUUCCCAGAUGUUGGUGCAGCAGUUUGGCCCCAAAAGGGCACUGCAGUCUUCUGGUACAAUCUGUUUCCCAGCGGAGAGGGAGACUACAGCACCCGACAUGCAGCUUGUCCAGUGUUGGUGGGCAACAAGUGGGUAUCAAACAAAUGGAUCCAUGAACGAGGCCAGGAGUGGCGGCGACCAUGUGGCCUGAGUGAAAGUGACUGAUGAAAAAAGAAAACCUCCCUUCCCCCCUCUCUCUCCCCUUCCAUGUGAACCACCCAGGACCCAAGAACACUGCUGCAGAUCACAGAUGAUGCAUACAGAUACAUGGGGUCCAAAUAGCUCAUUCCCUCACUACAAACACUCCCCUCCUUUUUUUUUUUCCUUCUCCCAGCUUUUAUUGCUUUGAGACCAGAGAUUGUUUGGGUUAACGUCGAGCCCCUUGGACAGUAUUAGCAUCGCUGUGACAGAUAACACGUUCUUCAGGUUGUUGGAUGGUUUUGAGAAACACUCCUUUUCACUCCCCCCCCACCCAUGUGUCCUUCUUUGCACUCUGUAUGAACUCUAGCUCUGUGGUGAGGUUAUUCUUCUGUAGUGACUGCAGGGACCAGCUUCCUCCCUGUCAGUUCGGACCUUUUAAAGAUACAGUUCAGGUUUUUAAGAGGCCUCUCUUAUUCAUUGUGUUCAUUUCAUUAACGGAGCACUUUGGUCUGUGGUUUUUGAGAAUAUGAUUUACAUACAACAGGGCUGCAAACUGUUAUUUCUUUCUGUAAAAUUGCAGUUGAAUCAUUUCUCAGACUUUUCCUUGCAUAUGACUUUACAAUAGAUGUGCAGCAGGUUCACCAAAUCUCUGUCUUUCCUUGAUGUACAUGUGCUAGCAAUCUGUGCUUCCAAUAACUUAAACCAAAGUUAGUGCUCUGUGAAAGGAAUGAACGGACUCAGCACAUAAAAAAGAAUGGUCAGACUCCCAAAAAAAAAAUCUGACCACAGUCCAUGGUUGUUACUUGAGUGAAAAGGAAAAACUUUAUUCCCUGUAAGUUGCGUAACAAACCAGAACUGAUAAA